Messenger RNA from Phalacrocorax carbo (great cormorant), 3108 nucleotides. The record is from RefSeq and is a predicted model, not a curated record. Lineage: Eukaryota; Metazoa; Chordata; Aves; Suliformes; Phalacrocoracidae.
ACCCCAUAAGGCUGCAGUUCCCUACAGACUACCAUAGGGGCAUGAUCCCCUAUAGACCCAUAUAAGGACCCCCAUAGGGUCACAGUCCUCUAUAGAUCCCCAGAGGGGUCCCCAUAGGGGCUGGGGUCCCCAUAGCAGCCAGGAUCCCCUAUAGAUCCUGGGUGGGUUCCCCAUAGGUCUGGGAUCCCCUAUGGAGCCCCAUAGAGAUCCCUGUAGAGCCUGGCUCUCCUAUAGACCUGCACAGGGGCCUUCAUGCUCUAUAGACUUCCCCCUCUCCCAGGAUCCCCCAUAGGGCCUGGAUUCCCCUAUAGGUCCCCAUAGGGCUGGGAUUCCCUAUAGACCCCAAUAGAUCCAGGAUGACUUAUAGAUCCCCAUAGGGAUCUCUAUAGGGCCCAGGUGCCCUGUAGGUCCCCAUAGGGAUCCCCACAGGGCCUGGACCCUCUGUAGACCCCUGUAGGGCCUCGACCACUUAUAGAUCCAUGUGUUGAUCCAUGCAGGGUCUGGAUCCCCUACAGACCCCCACAGGGCCUAGAUCCCCCAUAGGUCCCCCCGGGGAUUCCCACAGGGCUUGGAGAACCUAUAAGUGCCCAUAGGGACCUCAGCAUGGGGCUGUGAUCCCCUGGAGAUCUCCACAGGGAUCCCUGUAGAUGGACGCCCUAUAGAUUGCAUAAGGCCCGGGUGAUCUGGGGAUCCUUACAGGAACCCUUUUCGGGCCAUGAUCCCCCUAUAGAUCGCCAGGGGGGAUCACCUAUAGACACCCCCCACCCCCCACCCCGGGAUCCCUAUAGGGCUAGCACCCUCUAUAGACCCCUAUAGGGAUCCCCAUGGGCUCAGGGAUCCCCUAUAGACUCCCCAGGGCCAAAGUGCCCCGCCCCUAUAGCGCCCCUAUAGGGGCAGCUGGUCUGCUGGUGAUGUCACGGCCUGCCGGCAGUCUGCCCCCGACGUCACUUCACGCCCUGCAUCCGGCAGUGACAUCACUUCCUCACCCAGUGAUGACAUCACUGCUUGGACUGGGCCUCUCGCACAGCCUGGACGGCCAUUUCUACGACCCGACGACCCGCUGCUGCAGCUGUGACCCACCACGAAGGUCCCCCCCGCCCCCCUGGACCUUCCGCCCGAUGGGGGUGUUGGUCCGUCAUAGAAACCCGGCAGUGACAUCACUGCUUUGCCCUCCGCUCCCGGUGACGCCGUACCCCCCCCCCAUGACAUCACAGCUGCUCCCACAGCCUCACCCAUCCCCCUUGGCCCCUCCCUGCCUGGGCUUUCCCUCUGUGGCAUCACAGCUGGCGCCGUGACGUCACAGGUGGUGGUAUGACAUCGCCGGCGUUCCCACCAUCCAACACCCACAUUCCUGGGUGCCGCGGGGAGGCGCCCGGAGGCCUGGGUGCCUCCGGCAAGGGCGGGUGGUGACGCCCAAGGGUUGGAGCCGGUGGAGCCGAACUGAUGUCCCUGGACGUGUGGGUGCCCUGGGGGGUGGGCGGGCGCUGUGCCCCGUGGGUAGAGCCCGGGGGGAGGAGGUGCCCGGGCGCCCGGGUCCUCCCGUGCCCGCGGCUUGGGUGGCACAGGGAGUUCCCGGCCCCCGGGCGGACGCCGGGGUCCCACGGGCCCGGGCUCGGCAUCGCCCCCGCAGCAGGGCCCCCCCACUUCGUGCCAUGGUGGACGAGGGGGACAAGGGACGAUGCGGCCCCACCAGGCUGGUGCAGGCACAGUCCCGCCAGGACCUGGAGGAGGAGCUCCGUGACCUCAGCAACCAGGUGGCAUCGCUGGGGCGGAGCCUGGCAGAGGAGCGGGGGGCGGAGCCUGGCGGCAGGCGGGGCCCUGCGGGCGCUACAGGUGGCAGUGGGCGGGGCCCAGGCCCGGGUGGGCGGAGCCUGUCGGGCACGAGACCGGGCAUGUGAGCGCCUGCGCCAGCAGCAGGAGGCGGGACAUCUGCUGUGGGCGGAGCUGGAGGCAGCACGCGCUGCCCGGGCAGGGGCGGAGCUCCGGGCGCAGGAGGCGGAGUCACAGCGCCGCACCAGGGAGGCGGAGCUGGAGCAGUUGCGACAGGCAGUGGCGGUGGCCCAGCAUGCCCGGCGGCGGGCGGAGCAGGAGCGCAAUGACAUGGCUGCCCACGUGCCCCACCCACCCAGCCCCACGGGGGCCCGGGACCCCGGGGGGCUGGAGGCGGCGCUGGCAGAGCUGCGGGAGCACAACCGGGCGCUGCGGCAGCGCCUGCACCAGCGGCAGGCCCAGGCGGAGGAGCUGCGGCGGGCGCUGGCGGCGGCGGGGGCGCGGGCGCAGGAGGCGGCGGGGGCGCGGGCCCGGCUGGAGCAGGAGCAGCGGGUGCUGCGGGGGCGGCUGCAGCACCCCAGGGUGCUCCCGGGCCCCGCCGAGGCCGCCCUGCGCGCCCGCUGUGUCCACCUCCAGGAGCUCCUGCACCGCGAGGCCGGGGGGCGGGCGGCGCUGAGCCGGGCGUGGCGGGCAGCGGGACGGCGCCUGCGGGCGCUGCUGGCGGAGGCGGAGGAGCAGCGGCUGCGGGGGGAGCGCUACCGCCUGCAGGCGGCGGCCAGCGAGGCGUCGGGGCGGGCGCUGGGGCAGCGGGUGGCCGCGGUGGCGGCGGGGGCGGCCCGUGCCCAGGCCCAGGGCCUUCGCCUGCGCCGGGCGCUGGAGGCCGUCGGGGACGGGGCCGCCGCCACCGCGCGCCUCGUGGCCGCCCUGCGGGCCCGCCUCAGGUGCGACCCACUGACGCUGUCCCGCACGGUGCGGCGCAUGCUGCGGGACGAGGGCGAGGACAGCGAGGACAGCGAGGACAGCGGGGACAGCGGGUCCCCCCCCCUGCAUCCCCAGGGAGCCCCUCGAAACCGCCCCCGCCUCCAGGGGCGGCCUCGAAACUGCCCCCAAGGACCCCCCCCAAAAGGCUGCUGGUCCUGGGGGUGGCCUGGAAACCACCCCCGGCCCCGGGGGGACCCUCAAAAACGCCGCUGGGGACCAGCCCUGAGGGUGCUUUCGGGCCCGGGGAGACCCUGGAAACUGCCCCCAGGGACCCCACCCCUAAGUAGGGUGGGGCUUAUCAGGGCAGGGCUUAUUGGGGCGGGGCUUAUUGGGGCGGGGCUUGCCCAUACUCAUUAA